Drosophila ficusphila is the source of this 1583-nucleotide messenger RNA. It is a transcript of the gene hec, whose product is annotated as calcitonin gene-related peptide type 1 receptor. Gene Ontology annotation, biological process: cell surface receptor signaling pathway; adenylate cyclase-modulating G protein-coupled receptor signaling pathway. The coding region runs from base 1 to 1473 and encodes 490 amino acids. The transcript is spliced from 9 exons. Gene Ontology annotation, molecular function: calcitonin receptor activity. The record is from RefSeq and is a predicted model, not a curated record. Gene Ontology annotation, cellular component: plasma membrane. Lineage: Eukaryota; Metazoa; Arthropoda; Insecta; Diptera; Drosophilidae.
AUGGGAACGGGCGCCUCGAGUUCAGAUUCAGGGUCGGAAAAACUGGAAACGGCAGCGCAGGCCCAAACGCAGGAUAAUCUGCGAAUAUUUUUAAAGCAUUUGUAUGCCGAGUGCGUGUACCGAUACCAGAAUGUCACAUACGAGGCAGACGACCCAUCAGUGCCACUUGGGGCAGCAACAGAAUACGAUGUGGAUGCGAAUGCGCCGGACAACUUCAGCCCGGUGCCGCGGUAUCUGGAGGAUGCGGUGCUGAACGAGGGCGCCAUUGACAUGCGGCACGUGGACGAGGAGGCCGCUGAGAAGGAGGAGCUGAUGGCCACCGUUUUCACUGCCACGAUGGCCACAAAUCAGCGGGAGGAACGUCUGUUUUGCCCCCUGAACUUUGACGGAUAUCUCUGCUGGCCACGGACACCCGCCGGCACUGUGCUGAGUCAAUAUUGUCCCGAUUUCGUCGAAGGAUUCAACAGCAAGUUUCUGGCCCACAAGACCUGCCUGGAGAACGGCUCCUGGUUCCGUCACCCGGUGAGCAAUCAGACCUGGUCCAAUUACACCAGCUGCGUGGACUACGAGGACCUGGAGUUUCGCCAGUUCAUCAACGAGUUGUACGUGAAGGGCUACGCCCUCUCCCUGCUGGCCCUGCUCAUAUCGAUUAUUAUCUUUCUGGGCUUCAAAUCCCUGCGCUGCACCCGCAUCCGGAUCCAUGUGCACCUCUUCGCCUCGUUGGCCUGCACCUGUGUGGCCUGGAUUUUAUGGUACCGCCUGGUGGUGGAGCGACCCGAAACCAUAGCCGAGAACCAGCUGUGGUGCAUUGGCCUGCAUCUGGUGGUGCACUAUUUCAUGCUGGUCAACUACUUCUGGAUGUUCUGCGAGGGUCUGCACUUGCAUCUGGUGCUCGUUGUGGUCUUUGUCAAGGACACGAUUGUGAUGCGCUGGUUCAUCGUCAUCAGCUGGUUCUCGCCGAUACCCAUCGCAAUCGUCUACGGAUUGGCCAGGCACUUCAGCAGUCCGGACAAUAAGCACUGCUGGAUAAAUGACAGUCUCUACCUAUGGAUUUUCUCAGUGCCCAUAACACUUUCCCUGCUGGCCAGUUUCAUUUUCCUGAUCAACGUUCUGCGGGUGAUUGUGCGAAAGCUGCACCCCCAGUCCGCCCAACCUGCUCCCCUGGCGAUACGAAAGGCGGUAAGGGCCACGAUUAUCCUGGUGCCGCUCUUCGGACUCCAGCACUUCCUGCUGCCGUACCGCCCGGAUGCCGGAACCCAGCUAGACCGCUUCUACCAGCUGCUCUCCGUGGUGUUGGUCAGUCUGCAGGGAUUCGUGGUGUCCUUCCUGUUCUGCUUCGUCAACCACGACGUGACCUUCGCCAUCCGAACGCUCCUCAACAAGAUGAUGCCCACUUUGGUCACAGCUCCGCCUGCAGGGAGUAAUACUGGACAGAUGGCCACGACCACGCCCAGCCGAGAGUUGGGCGUUUAAAAUCUAUCGAGCGAGGGUCGAUCGAAACCUUGACCGCAUCGCCGAGCAAAGAUUUUGAAUAGUUUCCUAAAUGAAACACAAUUGUCCCACAGGGAUUUUCAAUCCAGAAA